UCUGAGACAGGCACUGGGUGAAUCAUUAGCCAACUGCCUCACUGGGAUGCUUUUGUCUGGAGUCUAAAAGGAAAAUAUAUACGUUCACAUAGACAUUGCAAUAUCUACUCUCUUCCUGACUGUCUCUUUUUAUUUUGGGGGUUUUACCAAUAAACCAAAGUGGAUGUAAUAUCUGGUGGAUCUCCGGUCCAAAAUGCUGCUGGUUUCCCAGCGCACAGAAGCACCACGCAUGGAGCCCUAUAUACCACUACAAGGAUCCAUAAAGAGAAAGCUGGAAGAUGACAGUUCCCCUGUGUCCUCUGGCAUAAACGAUAUUAUAUUUUCAAGUGACAACAAACGACUCUGUCUCGAUGAUGUUACACUUCCUAUGGGCCAAACACAAAGCAGCAGCUCAAGUGUAUCAUGCUCUGAUUUGCAGCAUUCUCCUUUCUCUGCCAAUCACAGUGCUUCAUCCAUGGGGGUUGGUGGACAUCAAGUUUUACUUGAAAAUAACCACAUGAAUGGGAGAGGGAUGGCUUCUCCGUUCUCAAAUGCAGAAAUGAAUCAGAAAGUCUCAUAUGAAGAAAAGAAUACCAAUCUACAAUCUGUGGACCAAGAACUGCAGGACCUCUUGGAAGAGUUAACCAAAAUGCCUGAUCCAUCUCCAAAUGACUUGGAUCUUGAGAAAAUCUUGUCUGGUAAGCCAGACGAGCCACUUGUCAUGAGUCAUUCUCAACCUAAUUUGAGUUCAACUCCCAAACUCUCCCCAGCACAAUCAUCUCAUUUGGACAACCAUAUCUCUAGCAAGGAUUUCUCUGGUGGUUGUAGUUCUGCAAAUGCUGGUUCCCCCCAAAUUAGACCUUCAUCUACAGGAACCAGUUAUCCAAUUUCUUCAUCAAGCAAGCCUGCUCAGUCACCUAUUCCUGCAAAUCAGAGUAAGGGUCAGUCACAGACUAUGUUACCUGCAUCAAUUGCUAACAUGCCUGGGUCAAACUGGCAUGCACAACAAUUGAAGCAACUGGCUGCAAGUAAACAAGUACCUCCAGGCAAGCAGCAAGUGCCAACACCAAACUGGCCAACAAUAUCACCUACAGGUCUGUCUCCACCAUACAGACCUGGAUCUUCUCCUCAGCAGCCUUUCAGCCCACAAAGUGUCAUGGUAACGAGCAUGAGCACAGGAAAUUUACAGGGAAAUACUAUACAAGGUUCACAAAAUGCUAUGUUAUCAAGCAUGCCUUCAGCCAGCAACCCAAGCAACAGGCCUUCUCCACCUUAUGUAUCAGAAAAGAUUGCAAGUCCAGCUAUUAACCAGCAACCGUUCAGCCCUCAGAACUCUAUGUUGCAGAAUAUUACAACAAGCAACAUCCCAGCAAACACUAUCAAAAGUCCCCAAAACAAUAUGGUGCCAAGUAUGGCACCUGCCAAUGCUGGACCUUCACCACCCUAUCAACCAGAGAAGCUCUCAAGCCCAGCUUUGCAUCAGCAGCCAUUUAGUCCCCAGAACACAUUAAUGUCCAGUCUUACCCCUACAGGCAGCCAGUCAAGCCUACAGAAUUCUCUCUUUAAGUCAAUGACCACAAACCAGCCAAAAAAUAUGAACAUGAUUAUGCAACAGCCUUCCAAUGGCUUGCAGGCUGGGAUAGUCAAUGACAGUUCAGGAGGCCACGACCAGUUUUCCUUUAACAACACUAAGCCACUAUCUCAUUUUGCCCCCGAUUCUGCUAACCAGAAAAUGAACUUGUCAUCAAAUCCUGGAUCACUAAUUCAUUAUCUUCAGCAGCAACAACAGCAGCAGCAGCAACAACAGCAGCAGCCCCAACAUCAGCCGCCAACGGUGCAGCAGAAUCAGCAAGUUGGCAACAGUCAGUUUCUCCAACAACAGAUCAGGCAGCUGAUGCAGCCUUCAAGGAUGCAGAGACAAAUGCAGUCCAGUGCUUUGCCUCCUCAAUCCAGACAGGAUCCAAAUGUUGGAAUUGUUCCCAGAAUGCAAGAACCAGGCUCCAUACCAAGUGCAGGACCGGGGCCUACUCCUCUCACGGCUAAUGGCUACAUACGCAAUGCAAUCUUGAAGGAGCAAAUAAUGAGGCGGCAGCAGGUAAAACCCAGGCCAAAUAUGAUGAGCAUGACGCCUGAACAGCGCAGCACAUUUGUAGCUCAGCAGAUGAACCAGUUUCAGAAUAUCCCCCAGUCUAUCCGAACAGACUGCAUCCAGCCUAUGCCAACACCACCCCAAGGUCAUCGAAUCAUCACAUCAACACAAGGGAUGAUUCAAACAAACAUGGGUGCUGGGAUUACACCACCAACAAUGAAUCAGAAUAGUGGGUCAAUGGUUAUGAUGAAUACUGCAAAGCAGCAAGGAAUAUUUCCAGCAGCAUCUUCAGAUUUCAGUAUGUCACUUAGACAAAACCAGAAUGCACUUAGUAUGGCUCCUGGCUACCAAACUGUGCAUAGCCAGUCUAACGUCCGACCUGGAAUGACACUGUCUGGACAUACCACCAGUUCAUUAAUAAAUCAUUCUGCAGCUCAGCAACAUUUACGGCAGGCCAACAUAUCAAGAAUUCCGAAUGUAUACGCCAGCCCUUCUUCUCAGAUGUGGACUCAAAGUGGAGUUUCAAGAAUAACAGGUCAAAACCAAAUGGAUCCCAGUUUGCAGCAAUUUUCUAAUAAUCCACUGUUCACCAAACAAAAUGUCAGACCAAAUAUGGCAAGCCAGCAAUUUCCUCAUCAGGGAGUGGUUCCUCCAAACCAGAUAGCUCCUGGGGUUCAUAUUAGACAAAUGCAAAAACUUGGUCUGUCCCAGGCAAAUCAAGGUGUAGGGUCCCUAAAUAACCCUAAUAUUGUGAACAGUUUGUCCCGUGGACAGCUAGCAGCCCUCAAUGCUAUGAAAGCAAUGCCUCAAGGUGUUUCUACCUUUAACCAAAUGAACCCUGGUCAACUUGGUCCACCUUCUUAUGGGCCAACAUCGGUCCAAACACCUGAAACCUUUGAUCGGAUGAACUCUGGGGCCGAGAUCCAUCAGUAUGAUUUUGUGGCAGCACAGAACAGUUCAGUACUGUCAGCAAACUGUAAUGAAGCAGAUUUCAUUGACUGCCUAAUGAAGGGUGGAGGUGGAAGCAGCAAUGACGAAGACUGGCUAAACAAUUUGACAAUUCUUGAUGACAUAUUGGGACAGCACAAUCAGAACUCUGGUCCAGUGUAGCCCUCCGUAAACAAAGACAUGUGGAUUUCAUUCAAAAGACUUGGAAUCAAUUGUUUAAAUCACAAGGUUAACCCGGUGGUUAAUAUCGGCAAUUCAUGCUUGUAAAUAUUUAAAUAUUUUUUAAAUUAUGUUUUUUUUUCCCAACAGUUAAUAGAAGUAUCGCUACUUCUGUGCGUGACUGUAUAUAAAAUUAUAGCAUAAUGUUUUGUUACAUUAGAGAGUUUUCAUUUCUAACACCUUGUUUAAAUAUGCAAAUAUCAUUAGUUUCAGUAAUACUAUGUAUUACAGUAUGAAAAAUUGUUAUGUUUUUUGACAUAACAAAAUUGUAGGGGGUGACAACGCAAACUGAAUGCAAUGCAUGCCCACAAACUAUAAUUUUCUUAAUAAUAAUGCAAGUUCAUGGUAAAGUGACCCUAAAAAAAAUUGGACUGCAAAAAUUAAAUUUACAAUUAAGCAGGAAUUUACUUUUUCAGCAUACAGGGUUGCCAACCGACAAUAGAAAGGAAUCUCAUAGAGGGAGGCCCUCAGUUAGGACUUGCCUCGAAUAACGGUAACUCAGAGCUGAGUAAAAUGGUCAUCGGCCAUUGAUUUGAGUGGCUUCCAUGUAAUGCUUGUCACCAAGGAACCCACAACAUGAGAACGGGUUGUCCUUUUAAUUACAUUAACCAAGGGGCAAAACAUUGGCAUCUUCAAAUAUGACCACAGUGUAAAAAAAAUAGGAGGGGGGAAUUUAUCAUUGAAGGUGCAACUGAGGUUAGUUUUUAUAUUGGAGUUUCUAUGCGCACCUGCGGCAAAUUUAUGAAACUAGGACUCAGUAAUAAUAAAUUUGGUACAAUAUGGGUUGCACCUAUCUCAGUAAAAGUACACCUGGGGGUUGCCUGGUUUGGAGUUGUGACUUUUUUGCAACUUUUUAAAAAGUCACAAUUCAUUAAUGUAGAGUGAUCUACUCAAAAAGUCUCACCAAAGUUUUACUCCAAAUCUGUAGGUGACGCUGGAAGGUGCAGUGCUCAAAAAGUCAUAUAACUUUUGUGCAAGUGACCCAAAAAUGUUGCAAAACCCCUACUUUUGAAGCCAGAAUGCUGCUGUGCAGGGCUUGAUAAAUUCCCCCUCAGAAGCUUUAAAAGUUGUCUGUAAACCCACCCUAAUCUUACUUGCUAUCCAAAUUCUUAAUUUAUUUUGGGAAAAAUAAGGUACAAAAGCAAAUUAAAUUUUGCUUUGUUUGAUAAGGACCACUAUGCUAUCUGUCUUUUUCUAAAUGGUAUGACCCAUAAGUGCCAGAAGACAAGUCAAUGUGUAGAGGUGUAACUUGAAGCUUGUAGGCCCCAAUGCGAAAUCUGCAACAGCCCCCAACCAUUUAUUACACUGGUGUCUUCUUAUGUGACAGAGGGAACUUUGAGCCCCUCAGUCACCCCUGCAUUGCCUACACCCCUGGUUUAAAUCCUUUGCUACCUAUGUUAAGAAAAAAAUUCAAACAUGAAGGUGACAUUAUCUACAACAGAACUGAAUGCACUUACAGUGAAAUAUCAACUGACCAAAUAUUCAGCUCAAUUAUCCAUCUUUUUAAUGUCAAUGUAAUGAGGAAAACAUAUUGUUGGUUUGCACACCUCUGUAUAUAUUUGUAGUAUAAAGGUGACUCGUUCCUGGGUUUAAGGCUUUCUCCCAGUUAUGUUUUACUGAAAAAAAACUGUUUCAACGGGAAAAAAAAACUAGACAUGAAUUUUGUCAAUUUUGUCUAUGAUGUUUUCUGUCGGCUAAUAUUGUCCAAUGUAUAUUUAAGAGUCUGUUUAUAAAAAAAAAUCCACUGUACUGUAAACCUAUAAAUGUUCAUACUUUUUGUGUAAUCAUAUUUUAAUAGUCGCACCAUAUUUCUGUAAUACAUUUGUAAUAUAAUGUCGGCAUCAAGCACAGAAUCAAUGAUGUUUUUCUUCAUACCAUAAUAAAGAGCCAGGGAAAUAAA
This is a messenger RNA of Bufo gargarizans (Asiatic toad), 5135 nucleotides long. It is a transcript of the gene MAMLD1, whose product is annotated as mastermind like domain containing 1. The record is from RefSeq and is a predicted model, not a curated record. The coding region runs from base 194 to 3178 and encodes 994 amino acids. Gene Ontology annotation, biological process: regulation of transcription by RNA polymerase II. Gene Ontology annotation, cellular component: nuclear body. NCBI's taxonomy places the organism in Eukaryota, Metazoa, Chordata, Amphibia, Anura, Bufonidae. The transcript is spliced from 5 exons.